GAUGGCCACGUUCCAAGCUAACCCUAACCUGCAAGACGAAGGUAAUAACAACUCUGGUAGAGGCGGCCCCUUUGGGAAACUGACACGCAAGGCGAUCCUUCUAGGCCUGCCCAGGAUGGCUGCUCGAUCCACGCGGUCCUUGUUCAUCUUCAGCGAGGAGAACUUUAUUCGCAAAUACGCCAAGAUCAUCAUCGAGUGGGGAUAUCCUUGCUUCGUAUCGUUUCACUCCUUAACUGCACUCACGCCGUUCGAGUACAUGGUACUGCUGACAAUCAUCGCCAACUGUAUAGUGUUGGCCCUAGAGGAACAUCUUCCACAGUCUGACAAAACACCGCUUGCCUUGCAGCUGGAUGAAACAGAGGUGUACUUUUUAGGCAUCUUCUGUGUAGAAGCUUCACUAAAAAUCAUUGCUUUAGGAUUUGUUUUACACAAGGAUUCUUACUUGAGGAGUGUUUGGAACAUCAUGGAUUUCAUUGUAGUAGUUACAGG
Candidula unifasciata is the source of this 489-nucleotide messenger RNA. The record is from the annotation of a GenBank genome assembly. NCBI's taxonomy places the organism in Eukaryota, Metazoa, Mollusca, Gastropoda, Stylommatophora, Geomitridae.